Centropristis striata (black sea bass) is the source of this 1366-nucleotide messenger RNA. RefSeq names its product tetraspanin 37 (gene tspan37). The record is from RefSeq and is a predicted model, not a curated record. Gene Ontology annotation, cellular component: membrane. The transcript is spliced from 7 exons. NCBI's taxonomy places the organism in Eukaryota, Metazoa, Chordata, Actinopteri, Perciformes, Serranidae. Bases 151 to 789 code for a protein of 212 amino acids.
AGGUUCAUCCAACAGAUGGCGCCCUGACAGCCUGCAGACUCCAGCAGCUCCACAUGUUCAGCCUCCACUUAACAGCUGACCCAUCAACAUCUGCAGCACAAGUCAAAGGUGGUGGGUUUGGUGGUGGGCCUGAGUGGAGUCUACCUGCUGAUGAGCUACAGGAACAGGAGUUUAUUUCUUUCUCAUGACUACAUCACCCUGCCAGCUAUGCUCGCUAUCGCCACCGCUGUCAUCCUAUUGGCCAGCGGAAUUCUUGGCUCCUGGCUGAGCCUCAAGGAAUCCAGAUUUAUGGAGGGACUGUUUGUUUAUCUGCUAGUUUUGGUCUUCUGCCUGGAAAGUACAGCUUCAGCAUUGGCUUAUUUCCACUCCACAACGCUGGAUUCAGAGACAGCUCCUCUCAGUGAGGUGUUUCAGAAUUACACGGGCAGGAGCCAGGAUCCCAACUCUCGAGCUGUGGAUGUAACACAAGAAGAGUUGCAGUGUUGUGGUGUCCAUGACUACAGGGACUGGCUAGAGACCUCCUGGUUUAACCGCACCGGAGGCCUCUGUGUUCCUCACAGCUGCUGCAACUCUUCUUUCGCCUCCUGCAAUGGCACAGUGAGCCAGCCGUGGCAGCUUUACACACAGGGCUGCCAGGUGAAGCUGGAGAAGAGUUUACAGGUUAUGCUGAGUUUCAUCAUCUGGGGCUUCCCGAUGGUUUUUGCGGUGGAGAUUGUUUUGUUUCUGACGAUGGCACAGCUGAUGAUGGACCGAUCUCUUGUGGAUUAUCAAGUACUGGACAAAAACUAAAGACACUGUUGCAGAUGGGACAGCACUGCUCUUCAAUACGUCUUACUAUAUUGUGUAAAUAUGUGAAAAUAAUAAUUCCUGAGCAGCAGGUAUCUCACUUGCCCAACUAACACUGAUUAAUACUCCAGUACACUAAAAAAUAUGACAUAAAAACAGUCAAAUAUAUUUUGUGUAUUUCAGUCUUUGUUAUUCCUGACACUGAAACGAUUACAAUGGUUGAUUGCUUUAAAUAUACUGUUGCACCAUUCAAUAAGUAGACUCAACAAUGCUGUAUGAUCCUGCUGAGUGGAUGUAAAAGGUCAAAUAAUUUUCAAUGUAUAAAAUCUUCCGUACAGGCCUGACUACCUGUACCUGGAUAUCUUUCAUUUGCUGCAGUGUAGCUCUGUUAAACAAAUCAUAAUCAUAUUCACAUCAUAUGUAAUAUGAUAUUUGUGUCUGGAUACAGUAUGGCAUUAUUCAUGAUUGUUGGUGAGUUAUUCUUGUUUACAUUGCAAUUGUGUUACUUUAUGUGUAACUGUUCUUAUAUUUGUCAAGAAUUGAGAAUUAAUUUCUAAAGGGACAUUAAACUUUACAUCUU